AUGGACUCAUCACACUUCACCUCCCGUGCUUGUGAGGCAACCAAUUCAGUUCCUCCAACUCCACCCCCAGACACUCCAAAAAUGAACAUCCUCUUCCUCUGUACAGCGCACAAUUCGCUCUCGCAACAGCUGUAUUUGAACCUCAGUCAAACACACACCGUCACAAUUGAAUAUGCCCUGUCCGACACUGUCAUGAUCGAGGCAGCAAACCUAGUGAAGCCCGACAUCAUUAUUUGCCCUUUCUUGACCUCAGCAGUCCCAAGCGAAGUCUACUCAAAUUUUCUUACCCUCAUCGUCCACCCAGGGCCACCGGGUGAUGCUGGGCCUAGCGCGAUUGACUGGGUCUUGAUGGGCGACGAUGGUACCGUCUCAGACUCUGCCGAGCUUCUCAAGUCGCAAGCAUGGAGCAAGACGGGUCGAUCUCACUGGGGUGUCACCGUACUGCAAGCCGUAGCUGAGAUGGAUGCUGGCCCUGUCUGGGCUUUUGAACAGUUCGACAUCGAUAUUGAUGCGCCUGGAACGACAAAGGCGACUCUUUACCGUGGACCUGUUACACAAGCAGCCAUCACUGCAACUGUCGCUGCUCUUAAUCGCACCACUUCAGUGGCCAAUGCCAAUUCUGACCAAAAAAUAACCACUGUCGUUUCGGAACAACUUUUACUUCCGAAGAGAGAUACUUGCGGUAUAUCAGUCCAUCUUCUUCCCGAACCAACCUUCAAAACCCUGUCUGUGACGCAACAAGAGCCCUUCCUUGGUGGGGCGACACACCGCCGCCCUCUUCUGAAGGCUGCAGACCGAAACUUUGACAUCCACCAGGAGUCAGCCAGAAUUGUCUCACGAAAGAUAAGAUCGGCGGAUUCCCAGCCUGGUUGUCUUACCAAGUUGUUCGGAAAUACCAACCUUUAUGUCUACGGGGGUAUCAUCGAGACUGGUAGGAAUGAGAACUGCGACAGUGAGCCUGGCCAGAUCAUCGGCUAUAGAGACGGUGCAGUUUGCGUUGCCACUUGCGAUGGUCUGGGAAUCUGGAUUGCUCACAUCAGAAGGGUGAAGCGAAAAUUUGACCCGCUGCUUUGGCCCAAGGUACCAGCUGUCUCAGGCUUGCUCGAACUCGGCUACAUUGAUCAAGGUGUCUUGAACAGAACUGGAUCAUUGCGCUUGAUCGAAGGCUGGACGAAAGCAACAUGGUCUACUUUCCAAUACGUUUGGGUCGACUUUGCACCCGGCCCUGGCAAGAACAACGUCGCAUAUGUCUACUUCGAGUUCUACAACGGAGCCAUGAACACCCAGCAAUGCUCGCGACUCAUUGAAGCUCUUGAAUUCGUCGCCUCACAAGAGUCUCUCGAUGCAGUCGUCCUCAUGGGUGGCGAUUCGUACUUCAGCAACGGAAUCGCCCUCAACGUCAUUGAAGCAAGCUGUGAUCCUUCGGCAGAGUCGUGGCGUAACAUCAAUCGCAUAGAUGAUGUGGUGCACAUGGUGCUUGAUGUGUUUCCUCGGAAGAACAUCACUACAGUCGCCGCACUGCGAGGGAACUGUGCUGCCGGUGGCGUGGCCCUUGCGGCAGCCUGCGAUGUGGUAAUAGCAAGCUCAGUGUCAGUUCUCAACCCUGCUUACCGAGCUGUCGGACUUCACGGUUCUGAGUAUCACUCCCUUUCGUAUGUCGGACGCUGUGGACCUCGUGGUUCGAAGCGCAUCUUGCGGGAUAUGUUGCCGCUAUCAGCUUCCCAAGCCAGAGAGAUGGGCUUGAUAGACCAUGUCCUCCUGGGUUCGGGCGAUGCUCUCGACACAAGAAUCAGGGAUCUUGUUCAGCAGCUGAUACAGACCCCUUACAAGCCCGGUUCAUGGAAGUCCUGCGUCGACGUCAGUACCUCUGGGCUUGCAUCUGCUAGAGCUACCGAGCUUAGUGAAAUGGCCAAGGACUUUUGGAGCGCAAGGUCCGAAAGAUACACUUCCCGAAGACGAGAUUUCGUCAGAAAGGUCAAGCCUUCUAAAACACCUCUGCGCUUUGCCACUCACAGAAGGCGAGAUGGAAUGCUCGAUGACGAAGAGACUGAUUUGUUUGAUGAUAUUGCGGCAUAUGAGGAGAGAUUUUCGGCACAUCGCGAAAGGGAUAGGGAUGAUGGGUUCUUGUCUCGUCGUGAAGAUUCUAAAUUGCACAGUGAAGGGGUGGUGAUCAAAUCCAACUUGAUUCAGGAGACCAGUAGUGUGCAAGAUAAACCGAUGUUGUUCCCUUGUUACUAUGAAGUAGAUACCCAGGUUUGUAUUUAG
Fusarium sp. VM40 is the source of this 2265-nucleotide messenger RNA. Lineage: Eukaryota; Fungi; Ascomycota; Sordariomycetes; Hypocreales; Nectriaceae. The record is from the annotation of a GenBank genome assembly.